AUGGAUGGUAUAAUGAAUGCAUCACUUGUUACAGAAAAGAAUGUGGAAAACUCGCCUCUAGUUACUUCAACUGACACAACAACCAAUCCAAAAGUAACCAAACAUGAUAUCCGCCUUAAUAGUAAGUCCAUCUCAGUGAAUGAAACUAGCAUAGAUUUAAGAACUUCAUUGCAGGCCUGUCAAGACGAUGGCUUGGCUUUUUUAUUAAACUAUCAAUAUCAAGAAGUAAGAAGGCUGGGACAUAUAAAAAAGGAGAAAAAACUUAAAGGUCUCCUUGAAAUUCAUAGUCACCUUCUACUGAAGCCAGAUGUGGGCAAUGCUAAGCACAUUGGAUAUAUUGACUUUGACACUGCAUAUGAACUGUAUUGUGGACACCAAGAAAAUGCUGUUGAGAAAAAAGACUUUAGAGACAUUCUCCUGCACCCUGAUUAUGGUUUGCAUGUACAUAUUGUAAACUUUCUUGAGUACAACAGACGGUACAUAAUUUUAAAGACAAGUGAGCUGGAUGUCCCAAAUUUUGUUGCUGAGCUUCUUACCAUGGUUACAAGUGAGAAUGAGUAUGUGCAAGAAUACAGAGCUCGUUUUGAGAUAAAAACAAACAGCUUGAAGUGUAUUUUGAACUCGAUGGACUCGGAAUGGGAUAGAAAAUGUGCAAAACUUUUAAUUGCAGCAAACCGGUCAAGAACGGAAAUUGAAGAGCUUGGCAUUCAUCCUGAUUCUUUGGUGAAAAGUAUGCAAAAUGUAAAAGCUAUUACCGAGGAAAUAGAAAGAGCUAAGGUUGCUGCAGGUGACUGUGUUAUGUUACGUUUGCGAGAUAAGACAGAACAUCUGAAAUCUCAAAUAGAUGGAUAUACAUCGCUCAUUGAAAAGAAAAAUGGUGUUUGGAAAGAUCAUCUGAUAAGUGAAGUCAAGGAUAAAUUGGAUAUUGCAAAGGAGCAACUUGAUGACAAUGCAAAAUACAUUAAAUGUCUUGAGAACCCAGAUGAAGCUGACAAGUAUGUGAAGCAGAAAAUACAACAGAGAGUAAAACGCACAGCAGAAAAUCUGGUAGAGUCUCACAGGAUGAAAAAACGAAAACUGGGUGCUGGUCCUAAUCAACAACUUGAUUCUUCAGAUGAAGAGUUCAUAGCCAAAGCUAUUGAAGAUAAAGCCACUUACCAUGGCAGGAGGCAUAAUCCUGUGAUGUUCACAAAUAGACGCGUGAAGAAGGGAGAUCUACUGACAAUUGCUAAUUACAGGCUACUCCAGAAAGGCAAGAAGUUAAUAAAGUCUGCCACAACCCCUUGGAACAGAUCCCGUCCAAAAAACGUCAGAAGUCGUCAAGCAAAAUUGCAUAUUGGCAAAGGGUUAUUUUGCACAAAAAAGCCACCGAAAGCAGAAGAUUGUGAUAACGAAAACACUCAUCAUCAGCGAAGUCACUGUAAAAAUGUCCAACAAUUCCUGUCCUCUGACAAGUCGAAGCAGAAGUUCAGCUUUAUUAAAUCUAUGGACGAUAAGGCAUACAUACGACCUGGAACGUCAGAGGGACUUGAAAAGACUCGAAAUACCAAGAUUCUAACACUUAGCGGUGAAGGCGCAAGGCAGUUGCCGAAGUACGACUGGCCAGAGAAAGCAGUUUAUCAAACUCCCGCUGCACAUAGAAUAAUGGAAAAAGAGAGUAUAACUAUGGACGAUGGAUCUGAAAAGCUGAUAACCGUUAAUGAUAAUCACAUUGUUAUCGUACGCCCAAAGUCAUACGUGCCGUCAUCAGGAACAAUGUGGGCUAAUGAGACUCAUAGGUUAAGGUGUGUAUACCCAGAUAUGCACGAAGUUGAACCAGAAGAUGCCUUCGUCAAGUAUUCUGCAAAUUUUCGCCAGUUUUGUUCUUCGUUGUAUGGAGAUGUAUAUUUACUCGACGACAUGACUAUGGAAGAAGAUCUCAAGAAGAUGAGUGCAUCGGAACCAUGCCCUCACAAAGAAUAUGAGCUAAAACGUUUAACACAUUUUCUACACAGAGUUGAUAUCUGCUUUGAUGCAGUUGAGGUAACAAAGAAUGUGAUGAGUGAACAAGAAUGCGAAUUAAUCAAGAACAUUCAAAGCUCCAUGAUACCACUGAUUAACCAUUGCUCCAUAAUUGUAGAGGCGCUUAGGAAGGAUAACUGUCCAGAAAUCGGCAGUUUUAUGGAUAUGAAAUCACAAGCUGAUGAAAUUCUAAAGCACCUGGGUUCACUUAAGCUUCCGCAAGUCAAACCACGUUGGGCUGAGUUCACAGACGCUGGUCCAGGAGUGGGAGUUAACAAUGUUGAUGUUAAGGUUAGAAGUGCAGAGUUAGACAGGUUAUACAACCGCGAUUACCGUAUCCGAGUACACCGUUCAAGGGGUGAUAGUGGGCAGAAUGAGGCGGAGCGCACAAACUCUGCAAUUGGUGACGCUGUUGUUGAUGGAGCCAUUAUCAAAUGGGAACAUUACAAACGUUUUCAUGGAAUGACGAAAGAGGAGAUAGCUGAUUUGACCAUCGAAGAAUUUGAUGCACUCGAAGACCAAAGGAUGGAACGGAAUGCGUGGAGAAUCACACACCAACUUGCUGAAAGAAUUGACGGUGCGCCCGUGUUAUCAGAUUUCAUCAAUGGUAUAGCAUCGGAAAGUCCAGAUGAUAUGUUCUUCUUUAAUGACAACUAUCUGUCGCAAUAUACAAGUAAAUCGAAGUCUCUUCGAGCAACUGUGCCUGGUGCUUCUUAUUUUGAUAAGAUAUUCACGUUCAUUGAACUACACCUGCAGACAGGGGAACUGUAUACGGAAUUUCUAAAGGAGUCAUGCAAGAAAACACUGGGUACUUCAUGUGAGUAUUGUCUGAAAAAUCCAUGGAGCGGCCCAGUAAUGACCCGUAUACCAAGACCAUUUCCAAGCGCCGAUGAUCUUCCAGAGUUCCAUUACAAGAAUGUUCAUAGCACUCCACUCACAGACAGCAAGGGAAAUGAUCGUGGUCCAGAUGACUGGCAGCCAAGAGCUAACAUUAAGAAGUUAUUUGAGCAAAAGAAAUUGUCCCUCGAAGACAAUGAAGAAAUCAAGAAAUUUUCCCAGGCAUUUAUUGUUGACGAAAAAUAUGUCAGAUCCUAUUUAGAACAUCUAUCGUCAUUGGAAACCAUCUCCAAAAUCCGGGAAAAGCAACGCAAAGAUGCAAGGCAAGAACGAAAAAAGAAGGAGGUUUCUGAUUACAACUGGCAGGAACUUAUUGAGAAUGGCAAGCUGCCAUCACUUGUCGUUUCAGAACUUGAUAAGUAUUUGAUCCAUUAUAACCUUUCAAAGACAGGGAAGAAAAAGGACAAAAUCAGGCGCAUUACCGUUCACUACUACAAUCAGGAUAGAAGAGCUGUGCCUGAUGAUCAACCUGUAGCAGAUUUUGAUCAACAAUUUGGUUCUGAAGAUAGUGAAAAUGAAAGUGACAGUGAUGAAGACCUCGUUUUGUGUGACAGCAGCAGUGACAGUGACAGUGAUAGUAGUGAUUGCGAUGGCGAUGAGGAAGGUGGCUCUGCAGAGGUACUUACAUCUAGAAGUGGCCGAAAAACUACACAAAAUUCAAGAUUUGCUGAUUUCGUUCUUUAUUAGGUAGGUCUCAGGUGCCCCAUUUUUUUUUUUGGGGGGGGGGUCAUCUUUUAAAAUUAUAAUACGGAGGGGGGGCUAUCUGCAAUUUUCUUCAAUUAAGGGGGGGCUUUGACAAAAGUUUCACCUUUGACUGGAAAAUUACCCAGCCCCCCCCAUAGAUAAAUAAUGACUGGUCCC
Nematostella vectensis (starlet sea anemone) is the source of this 3759-nucleotide messenger RNA. RefSeq lists its product as uncharacterized. The transcript has 2 exons. The record is from RefSeq and is a predicted model, not a curated record. Gene Ontology annotation, biological process: cellular response to X-ray; telomere maintenance; cellular response to gamma radiation. Gene Ontology annotation, cellular component: Ku70:Ku80 complex. Gene Ontology annotation, molecular function: double-stranded DNA binding; telomeric repeat DNA binding. Bases 1 to 3585 code for a protein of 1194 amino acids. NCBI's taxonomy places the organism in Eukaryota, Metazoa, Cnidaria, Anthozoa, Actiniaria, Edwardsiidae.